Messenger RNA from Eucalyptus grandis, 1557 nucleotides. RefSeq lists its product as uncharacterized. Bases 322 to 1332 code for a protein of 336 amino acids. The transcript has a single exon. The record is from RefSeq and is a predicted model, not a curated record. Lineage: Eukaryota; Viridiplantae; Streptophyta; Magnoliopsida; Myrtales; Myrtaceae.
AAAUAACCAUAUCCCGCUUAAUCUCUUCCAUCUUCAUUCAUUCUCUCUCUCUCUCUCUCUCUAUACAAAUUAAAUCGAGAGAAGGUACCACCAAUUCCUCCCCAACACGCAGAGCAGAAGCAAGCACAAGGCACAUCAAAAUAUCUCUCUCUACUCUCUCUCUCUACUCUCUCUCUCUAGAAACCUUCGUUUCUUAAUUUCGUCGGAGGAGGAAGAAGCUCGCGCAGUGGUUCUACGCACAGACAUGGCCAAGCGAGGAAGCUUCUAGAAGCAGCGGCGACCCGCCACGCCGGCGAGGAGGAGGGAGAUCGACCGGAAGGAAUGAAGUGUAGGAAGCACCCCUUCGACCAGAGCAGCGCCGUCGGCGUCUGCGCCCCCUGCCUCCGGGAGCGCCUCGCCGCCCUCAUCGCCGCCCAGGCCGAGGCCGAGGCCGAGGCCCACGCCCCCGCCGCCGCCGAUCGCCGGAAGCCCGACCCGCAGCCGCCGCCGCCGCAGCACCUGGUGUUCCCCCGCUCCGUGUCGCCCUACAUCAGCCGCCGGAAGUCCGACGCCGUCGGCGGCCACGGCCACGGCCACGGCCAACCCCACCACCACCACCUCUUCUACAGGACUCCGCAAGUGGGCCCGGCCUACAAGUACAGCGACGCGGCGGGAGGGUUCGUCGCGAGCGAGAGCGAGCCGCGGGGGAAGAAGAAGAAGCGGGGCAAGUUCUCCCUGUUCGCCGGCCUGUUCGGCAAGUCCAGAUCGGAGAGGUUCGAUCCCGAAUCGGACGCCCGUCUCUAUUGCGAUUGGGACGCCAGCCUGUCCCGCCUCCACCGCGACUCCAGCCGCGCGACGCCGCCCUCGUCGUCGUGGCUCUCGUUCCUCAGCCGCCGCGGGAAGUGCCGGCCGCGGGGAUGCGCCGCCGCCGCCGAGGACAGCGUCUCCGCCUUCGAGUCCCGGCGGCCCCGCCCGGCGCGGGACCGCGGGAUGUCGCCGGAGCGAGGGGAGGAGUCCGACGACGAGGACCGAUCGCCGCCGCCGCCGCUCGGGAGCGGGUACGCGUCGGAGUCGUCCCACGGGCGGCCGCGGGGGACCACGCCGGUCCGGCCGCGGACGGGGGCGCACUCGAGGACCGUCUCCGGGCUGAGCUUCUGCCUGAGCCCCCUGGUGCGGCCGAGCCCCGCGCGGCAGUGGAGCCACCUGAAGUGCGGGUUCCAGCCGGACGCGCGCUACGCCGGCGACAUCAUCAGGGUCCUCCCGGGGCACCCGCACCUGUCGGCGGCGGCGUCGUACCGCGGCAACCGGUCCCGGAAGCUCGCGGACUUCGGGCGGGUCAACCCGAACAGCUAGGCACGCCGUCGGCCGCCGUUGACCCCCGACGGUGGGGGUGAUUUCCUGACCCCGAGUUUUUUACAGCGUUUUUUUUAACCUGCCCGGUUUUUUUUUUUACCUUUCAACACGACGCGCGAAGGAAGAAAAGCGAAUGGCAUUCUUGGGAAUUUGCUUUUUCCCUCGCAUGUACAGUAAAUUUCCUAGUUAUCGUUGUGUGAUGAUUUCCCAACCCCCCCCACCUUU